Molecule: messenger RNA, 981 nt
Organism: Pipistrellus nathusii (Nathusius's pipistrelle)
Lineage: Eukaryota; Metazoa; Chordata; Mammalia; Chiroptera; Vespertilionidae
Source: the annotation of a GenBank genome assembly
AUGAACACAUCCCCAGGCACUGUGGGCAGUGACCCGGUCAUCUUGGCUACUGCGGGCUAUGACCACACCGUGCGGUUUUGGCAGGCCCACAGCGGGAUCUGCACCCGCACGGUGCAGCACCAGGACUCUCAGGUGAACGCACUGGAAAUCACGCCCGACCGCAGUAUGAUUGCUGCUGCAGGUUACCAGCACAUCCGCAUGUAUGAUCUCAACUCCAAUAACCCCAACCCCAUCAUCAGCUAUGAUGGGGUCAAUAAGAACAUCGCGUCUGUGGGCUUCCAUGAGGAUGGCCGCUGGAUGUACACGGGUGGGGAGGACUGCACUGCCCGGAUCUGGGACCUCAGGUCCCGCAACCUGCAAUGUCAGCGGAUCUUCCAGGUGAACGCACCCAUUAACUGUGUGUGCCUGCACCCCAACCAGGCAGAGCUCAUUGUGGGUGACCAGAGCGGUGCUAUCCACAUCUGGGACUUAAAAACUGACCACAACGAGCAGCUGAUUCCUGAGCCUGAGGUCUCCAUCACAUCUGCCCACAUUGACCCGGACGCCAGCUACAUGGCGGCAGUAAAUAGCACUGGGAACUGCUAUGUCUGGAAUUUGACGGGGGGCAUUGGCGAUGAGGUGACGCAGCUCAUCCCCAAGACCAAGAUCCCAGCACACACCCGCUACGCCCUGCAGUGCCGCUUCAGCCCAGACUCCACGCUCCUCGCCACCUGCUCGGCUGACCAGACGUGCAAGAUUUGGAGGACGUCCAAUUUCUCCCUGAUGACGGAGCUAAGCAUCAAGAGCAGCAAUCCCGGAGAGUCAUCCCGAGGCUGGAUGUGGGGCUGUGCCUUCUCUGGGGACUCCCAGUACAUUGUCACAGCUUCCUCUGACAACCUGGCCCGGCUUUGGUGCGUGGAGACGGGAGAGAUCAAGAGAGAAUACGGCGGCCACCAGAAAGCCGUGGUGUGCUUGGCCUUCAAUGACAGUGUGCUGGGCUAG